Messenger RNA from Euleptes europaea (tarantolino), 2285 nucleotides. It is a transcript of the gene GOLGA5, whose product is annotated as golgin A5. The transcript is spliced from 12 exons. The record is from RefSeq and is a predicted model, not a curated record. Lineage: Eukaryota; Metazoa; Chordata; Lepidosauria; Squamata; Sphaerodactylidae. Gene Ontology annotation, biological process: retrograde transport, vesicle recycling within Golgi; Golgi organization. The coding region runs from base 49 to 2241 and encodes 730 amino acids. Gene Ontology annotation, cellular component: Golgi cisterna; Golgi membrane.
AACAUUUGAUGGUCUAAUUCCAUAUCGUCUUGGUCUUUGACUCCCAUAAUGUCUUGGUUUGCCGAGCUUGCUGGUAAGGCAGAGGACCUUCUCAACAAAGUAGAUCAAGGAGCCGCCUCCGCUUUAAGCAAGAAAGACGCUGCAGAUAGUGGGCCCUACAGCAAUAGUCACUUAGAUGCUGUCAUCGAGUACCCCAAGGUGAACCACCAACAACAUCAGAUGUCAUCCAAAUCGAGCUUUAUCUCUUCCGCAGCAGAUAAUAUUAAGCACCAGAAAGCAACCAUCCUAGCAGGGACCGCAAAUGUGAAAGCGACUUCCAGGACGUCUGUAGAACCUUUGCCUUCUGCAGAAACGGUUUCCACACCCAGACCGUCUUCCCAGUUUGUGAGAAGGAAAAAAUCUGAACCAAAUGACGAACUCCUCUUUGACUUUCUCAAUAGCUCUGAAAAAGAACCAAAUGGAAAAAUGGACCUCAGACGGGAGAAAAGCAAAGCAGCCCCUGCUCAGAAUCAUUCACGGACUUCGAGCAUUAGCUCCAUGUCGGCCAGUUCACAGAGUGUCAAAACUGGAGAAGAUGUUUCCCUCAGGAGUCAGAACGAUACUCCCGAUAGCUCCAGUUCUGGCGUAGAGAAAGAUGUGGAUGUCAAAAAAGAGUUUUCACCAAGUGCAGAAGCGAACCCAAGCCUGGCACCCAGCGACAGCGCAUCACAUGAGCUUUCCAACCUCCGACUGGAGAAUCAGCUCCUACGGAACGAGGUGCAGUCUUUGAACCAAGAAAUGGCAGCAUUAAUACAGCGAGCCACUGAAACUCAAAAAGAACUAAACAAUGCCCGAGCAAGAGUUGAAAAGUGGAAUGUUGACAAUUCAAAGAACGACAGGUUUGUCCGCGAACUUCAGGCUCGGGUGGACGAUCUGACGGAAGCUGCCUCUGCCAAGGAUUCCCAGUUGGCUGUCCUGAAAGUGAGGCUACAGGAAGCUGAUCAGCUUCUGAAUUCACGGACCGAAGCGCUGGAAACCCUGAAGACGGAAAAAUCUCGAAUAAUACAGGAUAAUUGUGAAGGAAACAGCUUGCACAAUCAAGCUCUUCAGACUCUUCAGGAGAGGCUACAUGAUGCAGAGUCUACGCUCAAACGGGAGCAAGAUGGCUACAAGCAGAUGCAGAAUGAGUUUUCAGCUCGCCUCAGCAAAAUGGAGGCCGAACGUCAGAGCUUGGCGGAAGCCGUGACUGCAGCCGAGAGAAAGUGCACGGAGGAGAAGCGGAGAGCCGACGAAUUUCAGCAACAAGUCAAAGUAGCCAAAGCCAACCUGGAGUCUGCUAAACAAGAACUGGUGGACUACAAGCAAAAAGCUACACGCAUUCUCCAGUCUAAAGAAAAGUUGAUCAACAGCCUGAAAGAAGGCUCCGGCAUUGAAGGCUUGGACAGCCAAACAGCCAGCCUCAUGGAGCUGGAGGAGCUGAGGCACGAGCGAGAGACCCAGAAGGAGGAAAUGCAGAAGCUCCGGGGGCAGGUGCAGCAGCUGAGGACGGAGCUCCAGGAUAUGGAAGCACAGCAGAUGAGCGAAGCGGAGUCCACCAGAGAACAGAUCCAGGAUUUGCAGGAUCAAAUCUCCGUGCACAAAACAGCCAAGCAAGAAGCGGAGGCUGAACUGGAGAGGCAGAAACAGGAGCUCCGCUAUACUGAAGAAGAAUUGUACCGGACAAAGAAUACGUUGCAGAGUCGAAUAUCAGACAGAGAAGAAGAAAUUCAGAAGCUGAGAAACCAGUUAACAAACAAAACAUUGAGCAGCAGUAGCCAGUCUGAGCUGGAAAAUAGGCUACAUCAGCUGACAGAAACCCUAAUUCAGAAGCAGACUAUGCUGGAGAAUCUGGGCACGGAAAAGAACUCCUUGGUCUACCAGCUGGAGCGAAUGGAGCAGCAGCUGAAGGCUGUCCAAGGCAAUUCAGCAAAUGGUCCCUCCAUUAAUAUGGCCGGAAUUGACAGCAGUGAAGGCACUCGCAUGCGAAACGUUCCUGUUCUUUUUAGUGACAUCGACGUUAACAUGGCAGGAAUGUAUGGCAGAGUCCGCAAAGCUGCCAGCAGUAUAGAUCAAUUCAGCAUCCGAUUAGGAAUCUUUCUACGACGGUAUCCCAUUGCAAGAGUGUUUGUAAUCAUUUAUAUGGUGUUGCUUCAUCUGUGGGUCAUGGUGGUUCUGCUUACCUAUACUCCAGAGAUGCAUCAUGACAAUCCAAGCGGCAACUAAACCACAAUCCUGGAACGGCCAUUUCCCUGAUGAUUCAUAAAGUU